AUGGCAGGUGUUAAUCACGUUUUAAGAUACCUGGCAUCAACAAGUGAGUUAAAGCUUCACUAUAAGAAGUGCGAGCAGGCGCUUGUUGGAUACGUCGACGCCGACUGGGGAGGUGAUCACACGAAUAGACGUUCAUAUACCGGAUACGUGUUCUAUCUGGCUGGAGGAGCGAUUUCAUGGAAAUCCGAGAAGCAGCACAGCGUGGCACUCAGCAGCACGGAGGCUGAAUACAUGGUUUUGUCAGCCGCUUGCAAGGAAGCAGUUGCAUUGAGGCGACUAUUUGUAGAGAUUGGCUGCGGUGAUGAACUGCAGAUCCUAGCUGAGGACUCUGUUCCUUAUCUUUCGGGCAUCUGCUUGAAGAUAAGUAGCAGAAUCCAUGACAAUAAAGUGCAGACCGGUUCUACCGGCCCUGCCAACAACAAGGUGGAGUCCAUGGCAAGCAAGCGCCAACGGUCCGCUGAGAGUCCCAAGCAAGGGGCUCCAGUGAGCAAGAAGCUGCGAGCAUCUGGCUCCACCAACACGGACUCGAACAGGACGAAACAGAGAGCAACGGUUGCUGAAACUGCCAGGCGGCAUCUCGCCGUUGCUCUCAUAGACAGAGGGGACCCUAACGGGAAAAUGUCUGCAGAGCGGUGGCGGUUGACCCAUAGUAAGCUGGUCGACGCACUGUUUGUCAGGAUGGAGAAUGUCCCAGACAGUCCAAUGCCUACAUUCGAAGGCACUGGCUGGCUGAAUGGUGUCAAGAUCCUGACAUGCAAGGACGACCCAACUUUGCAGUGGCUGCAAGCGACCGUACCCAAACUGGACGGGCUGUGGGAGGGGGCCAAGCUGGACGUGGUGGACAGGAAUAAUAUUCCGUCCAUGCCGAAGGCGAAAGUCCUUUUCCCAAUAGUUGUCCAGGGAGAGCGGGCGCUUCAGCUGCUUAAAAAGCAGAACCCGGCCAUACCGACGAGUGAUUGGUCCGUGCUGAAGGUUAAUGAACCUUUACCCAGUGGUGGGCAGCACGUGAUCAUUCAGAUCAACAAGGAGGCCGAGGAUCUGCUAUAUAAACGCAAUGGGAAGAUGGCGUGGGGCUUAGGGAGCGUGUACCUUCGCCUCAAGAAACGUCAUCCGAACGACAAUGACACACACACGCUGAGGUCUGGGGAGGUUGAGGCAGAUCUCGGUCUCGAGAGCGUGACCGACGCCACCCAGCACCUCAGCCUGACUGACAAGACGGAGGAGGUGGGGGAGGAACUGUCCAUGGAGACGGGCCCCCCCGCGAGUUUGCUAACCUCUAAUGAGUGUGCUGCAACUCAACCUCCAUAAAUCCAAAACGGCUUCGGCGGAGCUACUCCUUGCCCUGGAGGAAGUGUCCGCCUACGCGGCUUUGGUCCAAGAACCGUGGAUAGCGUCGGGCAACACGGUGGCUGGACUGAAGUCGCCCAACUAUGAUUUAUACGUCCCGACAUUGCAACGACGAUCUAACCGUGGUGGUGCUGGAGAG
Drosophila albomicans is the source of this 1486-nucleotide messenger RNA. RefSeq lists its product as uncharacterized. The coding region runs from base 1 to 1308 and encodes 435 amino acids. NCBI's taxonomy places the organism in Eukaryota, Metazoa, Arthropoda, Insecta, Diptera, Drosophilidae. The record is from RefSeq and is a predicted model, not a curated record. The transcript is spliced from 4 exons.